Messenger RNA from Chenopodium quinoa (quinoa), 1312 nucleotides. RefSeq names its product endonuclease 1. The transcript is spliced from 9 exons. The record is from RefSeq and is a predicted model, not a curated record. Gene Ontology annotation, biological process: DNA catabolic process. The coding region runs from base 105 to 1004 and encodes 299 amino acids. Gene Ontology annotation, molecular function: endonuclease activity; nucleic acid binding. NCBI's taxonomy places the organism in Eukaryota, Viridiplantae, Streptophyta, Magnoliopsida, Caryophyllales, Amaranthaceae.
CCCAUAACACAUAGGUUAACUUGUGUGUUGCUUUCAUUUGAGAGUCAUUAUAACAACACAUAAAUUUCAUUAGUUUCACGUUUAAUAAGUAUAGAGAUUUUUCAAUGUCGCGCUCAACGUGUUUUGUUUCUUGUCUAGUUUAUUGCUUGAUCUUGAUUGCUGGAGUUCAAGCAUGGAGCAAAGAGGGUCACACCAUCACUUGCAAAAUCGCUCAGGAUCUGUUGGAACCAGAGGCACUAGAUGCAGUGAAGAAAUUAUUACCAGACAAUUUAAAUGGUAAUUUAUCGGCGUUAUGUGUGUGGCCAGACCAAGUGAGGCAUUGGUACAAAUACCGCUGGACUAGCCCUCUUCACUUCAUUGAUACUCCUGAUGAUUCUUGUUCUUUCAAUUAUAAACGGGAUUGUCAUGAUCAACAUGGUGUGGAGGAUAUGUGUGUUGCUGGUGCUAUUCAAAAUUACACAUCUCAACUUCAGCAUUACCGCGAAGGAACUGCUGAUCGACGAUAUAAUAUGACUGAGGCAUUGCUAUUUCUGUCACACUUUAUGGGAGAUAUUCAUCAGCCAAUGCAUUGCGCGCAUACCAGUGAUGAAGGAGGAAAUUCUAUUGAUUUACGUUGGUUUAGACAUAAAUCAAACCUCCAUCAUGUAUGGGACAGAGAGAUAAUUCUUACAGCCUUGAAAGAUUACUAUGACAACGACGUUGAUCUCUUACAACAAGACAUUGUAGGAAACUUCACUAAUGGAAUAUGGUCGGAUGAUGUCUCACAUUGGACAGAUUGCAACAGUCUUCAUACUUGUGUAACCAAGUAUGCAACUGAAAGCAUUAACAUAGCUUGUAAAUGGGGUUACAAAGAUGCUGAGCCUGGUGUAACUCUUUCAGAUGAAUACUUCAAUUCAAGGCUGCCUUUCGUGAUGAAACGUAUUGCACAAGGAGGGGUUCGAUUAGCCAUGAUUUUAAACAAGGUGUUCAACCAAGGUCAUGAAGCAAUGAUAGCAGCAACAUAAGAUCCACUUGCCUUAACCUUAUGAUGAUCGGCAAAAGAAAGAAAUUGCAACAAACUCAAUAGUCUUUGGCUAACUACAAGACUAGUUUCAUCCUCUUUUCCCCUUUUAUGUCUAGAUUUCAUAAUUCAUUGAUAUGUAAGUAUAAAAGUAGCAUCUAUUCUUUUACCAAAGCGUUGUACAAUAUUUAGAUUCAUAUAAUUUGUUAAAAAAAAAUUGUAAUUUAACUCUUUGCUAAACAGAUUGUUAUAUUACAUACUUCCUCUGUAAUAUGAUUUCAAUUAGCAAACAUUAGCGAACAUUAUAAUUUU